CAAGAAGUUACUAGGGGCCGAGCGCCUAGUCCCCGACCCACUCGCAGCGUCCACCACCCACAGGCUCCCAGCGCCGCAAUUUGCUCGUCCAGCGCUGCUUAGGUUGAGACCAGAGUCCCGCGCAGAACCUUCCGGUGCCCAGCCCCACUUCAGGAGCCCAGGCUGUCCCAUCCCCUUAGCUGUGGCCACAGGCUCAGGGCCAUGAGGUGCCUUCUGAACAGUGUGGUCCCAAUGGGGCUGGCUUUGCUGGUCUGCGGAGCGCAGGCCUUUUUUCUUCCCAACAUCACGAGCCUGGAGAAGCUGCUGAGCAAGUACCAGCAGGCAGAGCCACACUCACGAGUGCGCAGAGCCAUCCCCAUGUCCGAUCGCCAGGAAAUCCUCAUGCUGCACAACAAGCUGCGAGGCCAGGUGUACCCCCCUGCCUCCAACAUGGAGUACAUGACUUGGGAUGAAGAGCUGGAGAGGUCCGCAGCAGCGUGGGCACAGGAGUGCCUGUGGGAGCAUGGGCCUGCCAGCCUACUGGUGUCCAUCGGGCAGAACCUGGGUGUGCACUGGGGCAGGUACCGCUCUCCUGCGUUCCAUGUGCAGUCCUGGUAUGACGAAGUGAAGGACUAUACUUACCCCUACCCCCAAGAGUGCAACCCAUGGUGCCCGGAGCGCUGCUCAGGGCCUAUGUGCACCCACUACACACAGAUAGUCUGGGCCACCACCAACAAGGUUGGCUGUGCUGUGCACACCUGUCGGAGCAUGAACGUCUGGGGAGACAUUUGGGAGAACGCCGUGUAUCUCGUCUGCAAUUAUUCUCCAAAGGGAAACUGGAUUGGCGAGGCCCCCUACAAGCAUGGCCAGCCCUGUUCUGAGUGCCCGCCCAUCUAUGGAGGUGGCUGCCGAAACAACCUGUGUUACCGAGAAGAGCCUUACAAGCAGAAAACGGAGGUGGACGAGACCAAUGAGGUGGAAUCGCCCUCUGCUCCCAAGGAAACACAUGUCUGGGUCCAGCCCAGGGUUGUCAAGCCCUCGAAGCCCAAGAAGACCCCAGUCGUCAACUUCAUGACCCAAGUGGUCCACUGUGACACCAAGAUGAAGGACACAUGCAAGGGAUCCACGUGUAACAGGUACCAGUGCCCCGCAGGCUGUCUGAACAACAAAGCCAAGGUUUUUGGAUCUCUGUUUUAUGAAAGUUCUUCUAGCAUAUGUCGAGCUGCUAUCCACCAUGGCGUCAUCGAUGAUCGAGGUGGCCUGGUGGAUGUCACCAGGAAUGGGAUGGUACCCUUCUUUGUCAAAUCUCCAAAAAAUGGCAUGGAGUCCCUGAGCAAAUACAAGCCUUCUAGCUCCUUUACCGUGUCAAAAGUGAAAGAGACAGCUGUGGACUGCUAUACCACAGUCGCGCAGCUCUGCCCCUUCGAGAAGCCUGCCACCCACUGCCCGAGAGUCCAGUGUCCUGCACGCUGCGGAGAGGAACCGUCCUAUUGGGCCCCUGUAUUUGGAUCCAACAUCUACGCUGAUACUUCCAGCAUUUGCAAGGCUGCUGUGCACGCAGGUGUCAUCAGCAACGAGAACGGUGGCUAUGCUGAUGUGAUGCCUGUGGGCAAAAAGAAGAGCUACGUGGGCUCGCUCAGGAACGGAGUGCAGUCAGAGAGCCUGAAUACACCUCAAGACGGGAAUGCCUUCCGGAUCUUCGCCAUCAGACAGUGAAUGUGGAGACCUGGGGAGAAGGGGGUGUCAUCUACUGGGUUUUGGGGUCCUGCUUUUUAUCUGUACUCUGUCCUUUGGGGGUGGGAUGAGGGAUUACGGAGAGUCAGGAAUCUUCCUUUUAGCGUCAUUGAAUGUCCUGUCCCUCCAUGGCCUUUGGCAAGGGUGACAGAGCACCAUGUUUCAUGAGCAGCAAGCCCUGGCUGGACAGCCAGUGCCCAGACCGGCUAGGCCGC
Messenger RNA from Acomys russatus (golden spiny mouse), 1928 nucleotides. It is a transcript of the gene Crispld2, whose product is annotated as cysteine rich secretory protein LCCL domain containing 2. NCBI's taxonomy places the organism in Eukaryota, Metazoa, Chordata, Mammalia, Rodentia, Muridae. Bases 202 to 1695 code for a protein of 497 amino acids. The transcript has 15 exons. The record is from RefSeq and is a predicted model, not a curated record. Gene Ontology annotation, cellular component: extracellular region.